Messenger RNA from Corythoichthys intestinalis (scribbled pipefish), 8646 nucleotides. Its product is annotated as E3 ubiquitin-protein ligase RNF43. Gene Ontology annotation, biological process: Wnt receptor catabolic process; ubiquitin-dependent protein catabolic process. Bases 1212 to 3614 code for a protein of 800 amino acids. Gene Ontology annotation, molecular function: frizzled binding; ubiquitin protein ligase activity. The record is from RefSeq and is a predicted model, not a curated record. NCBI's taxonomy places the organism in Eukaryota, Metazoa, Chordata, Actinopteri, Syngnathiformes, Syngnathidae. Gene Ontology annotation, cellular component: plasma membrane. The transcript has 9 exons.
GGGAGCCCGAAACGCCCUCCGAAAACUUGUUUGGUUGCCUUCACGUAAACUCGGAAAACAUUCAGAUUUCCAAGAGCUCGACUUCUGGUAAGACGACAAUCAAGAACGUAUUGAAUGAAUGGCAAACUUGAAUAAUUCGGUCUCUGAUGCCAAUCUGAAAAUCAAAUGACAUCCACUGGCUUUCGGAACUUCUGACAAAUCGCGGCCGGUUUCGAAAUGACCCUGAAGGCAGCAGAACAAGUGAGCAGGUAGCGGCUGUAAAUGAGAUCCCCCUGCGGAGUGCGGAGAGGGGGAGCGUCACACGGACACGGGAGGGGAGAUCAGUCGGCCGUGCGCGUGUGUCAACCGUGCACGCAGUCUCUCAAGUUGACCGACUUCACAUGAGGAUCACAUGGAGUUUAGACCACUCGUGUUCCGCACACCGUGGCGUUUGUGGCCGCCGAUGACCCACCUCGGAAGAACGGAUCUGGUUUCGUAGAAGUCACUAGAAAGCUGGAGUCGCAUUGGGAAUAACUUUCAACGGGAGGAAGGAAGCAAGGGAGCCAACGGAGGGAGUUUACGCCAGCGGUGGCCGCCGUAAUUCAAUCCGUUCGGGAAAUAGUACGUUCGCACCGUUGAGGUUGUAAACAUGUUACUUAACAGUUGGGAUCGUCUGUGAUCUGGCCGCCUCGGCUCGGGCAACCUGGAUCGCUCGCCUUUGAAGUUCAACUUGUCUCUUCCGCGUGUGUGUGAGUGUGUGUCUGUGUGUGUGCGCGCGUGCGGGUUGAAAAAUGUGGCGCCCUUAGGGACUCGCUAUCUCGCAACGCCGCUUGUCAACUCCCUCCGCGCUCUUUGUGAAGGUGCAGCGAGUUGCUUUGUCGAUUAUUAUGAUCAUCCGUUCUAAAUCGGCGGUACACUUGGUUAAGAAGUCGAGUUAAAUGACGUUCGACAAGUGCCUGGAAAGGAGCACGUGCGGAGAUUUAUUCCCGGACGGACUUGUUCGGUGUUUGAAUUUCAACUCCACUAAAAGUGCUUCGAGAUGGGAAUAUGUGGUCGGAUGCACUCGUGAAUACUAAGGAUCGGGACGAUCGCGUAUGAGUUUGGAUUGCGUUGCCUGAAGAAGUCCACGGAGAAGGAGGAGAGCGGACGAUCGAAAGAUUCCCAAGUGUUUUCCUGCUGCCUGCUUUGAAGUCCACCAUGUGCGGCAGGGCUCCGCCGCUACAGCCGAGGCCAUGAGCGUCCCCCCGUGGCGCCUGGCCGGGCUCUGGCCGUGGCUGCUCAUGGCCGCCCUGCAGGUGGUGCUGGGCCAGCCGGGCCCGGAGUCCGAGCGGCCGGCCCUGCGAGCGCUCAUCAAGGUGACGCUGCUCAAACCCGAGCCGGCGGGGAUCUCCAUCACUCUGGAGGGGGUGUUCGUGGGGAGCAGCGCCGGCUCUGCCGCGGGGAAACUCAUACAGUAUCACCCUCUGUCACUGUGCAACACAAGUGAAGAUGACCAGCUAGAGAACGAUGUCAUCGCCGUGGUCAAACUGGAGCAGAGAGUUCCCCGCUGUCUGCCGUUGCUGGAAAAGGCUCACAUGGCACUGCACAAGGGAGCGCGGGCGGUUAUUUUCGAUGUCAGCGAUGAUGUCAGCGAUGAUGUCAUUGCGGCUGCUGAGUUUAGAGAAACAGACUCCCUUACCCGCCCAGUCGUGUUAGUGAAGAAUGCUGUGGAUGCAGAGGAGUUGAUGGCUCUGGUCAACAAGAAUGAAGAGGCCGAAGUUCGCAUCGAAAAAUUUGUAGAAAAGCCCACAUGGCCACAUUAUGAUGUGGGUAUCCUGCUCACCAUUGUCUUGGCCGUCUUAAUGAUCAUCCUCAUCUUUGCUUUCCGCUACAAGUGCAAGACCAACAGAACCUGGGACUCGGUGCAUCAACAAACAAUACGGGCCAUCAGUCGAUUAGAGACCAAAACCUACAUCUCUCAGGGUUGUGCAGGCUCGCAGCGCCCCCGUGGGGCUUGGGGUUCAGCUAGCAGCUCCAACUCCACCCCGGUAUGUGCUAUCUGCCUGGAGGAGUUUCAGGAUGGCCAGCAUCUGAGGAUCAUCUCCUGUGCUCAUGAGUUUCAUAAAGAUUGUGUCGAUCCAUGGCUGCUGCAGAAUCGCACCUGUCCUCUGUGCAUGCAUAACAUCAUGGGGGUAGAGAGGCACGGCCAGAGGGGCAGACUACAAUCCAGUCCAGAACAACGUUUUCUCCACCCUCCGCCUUACAGCAGUCCACGAAACCGCCCGUUCCCCCAGCAUGAGAUCCCUUUCUCUAUGAGGCCGCACUAUCCCCGUGGACCCUCAGGCUCGUAUCCCUCUGUUGCCCACUACAACAGCUCUUCUCCCAUGGACGGCCAAACGUUACAUUUGCUCACCAGCAGGCCUCAUGGUGCCCCCUGUGGUUACCACCUACCAUCAGACAGUCACAGAAGACCCCACAGGACGCGCGGUAACUGCAGGACUUCUCACCACUACACGCCACGUCGGUCCUGUCACAACUAUCGCUCGUCUUGUUCGGCUCAGCGCAACGCCUCCAAUCCCAGGGCGCACCACAUCACUUCUGCCGCCCCGCAGCUCCGCGGAAUGGCGAUUGGCCGGCUGGAUGAGGGCAGCUGUUCCGGCGCCAGCUACCUCACGGAUCGCAGUGGCUAUUUAGCCGACGGUCCGGCGAGCGACUCCAGCUCGGGGCCUUGCCACGGCUCCUCCAGCGAUUCGGUUCUCAACUGCACCGACGUGUCCCUGCAAGGAGUUUACGACAGCUGGUCCACUUUCCGCAGCUCGCUGAGCAGCGAUUACGACCCCUUCGUAUAUCACGGGCCGGGCUCCGUGGAGGCGGAAGCCCAGGCCCGGCCCAGGUCUCUGGAUUCUGUAGUGAACAAAGUGGGCUGCCAUGAGGAUCCACCUCAAACUGUGUUCAGCCACAUCCACUACCACCGCCACAGACACCACCACUAUGAGGACGGGGAGCACGGCCAGGGCCCGAGCAGAGGUUCCGAUGAGGAGCAGGGCUCCGCUGCGGAAGCAGCCCCUCCUGCACUGCUCUCUGAUAAAGACUCGCCCGAUCACUGCCAGUGCCAAAAAAGCGACUGUUCCCACCUGCCCAAAUCUGGGAUGGAUGCUCGGGAUCAGGACUCGAGCAAGUCUUCGGGACCCUCUAUCCUGGUGUCCUCCAUCCCUUUACAUCUCCAAACCCACUGCUGCCACCAGGGACGCACUCCCAGCGCUCCGGGACGGGGCUGCAUGCAAACCCCCCCUUCCGUUCGUUUCCACCAGAGCUUGGACCUUCAGGACGAUCGGAGUGUCCGCGUCCACUUCAGCCAAGGCUCGGGCUUCUGCUGCUCUCCCCCCGAACUACACCCCGCCCUCCUUCCCGUACCUCUAAUUCUGGACUCGGGAAGUAUAGACGAUUGGCCCUGCUGUGCUGGAGCCCAUCUCGUGUGGCAGAAGCGGGUACAGGAGGCCCACUCUGAGCCUCAGCUUCUGGGGACUCGGACCUCUAUUGAGAGGCCCCCGUGCCGGUUCCACCACGGCCUCACCGCAGACCGCAACACAGACAUUUGUUUAUACUGCCCUAAAAUAUACCACAAUCAGGGAUCUGAAGAAGAGUCUGGUGUUUGAGAACUUGUUUCCCUAAUAUGACGCUGCUACACAGGAGCCACAAUGGAUGAUCCUUUUAGUUGCUUGUGCUCUCGUCUGCUGCCACAAAGUCACUCUGCUUUGCCAAGAUACAGGAUUUACAUUACCAUCCCUUGCCAGAAUGUACCAUUAAUAUCAUUUUGUCGUCAUGUCAUUCUGGGUCAAAUCCCUGGAAAAAAUAAGCCACCAACACUCAUUCAAGUGCUUUACAUGACAAUCAGGAGUUGACGUGGAAACACCACAAAGGGUCUUUUCGGUCUGGUUGUCGACCCUCAUGAAGUCGGACUCCACGUGCGCGUGCCUGUUUUCUUUCAGAACAUCUUGUUUGCUCACCGCGGUACCUUCGUUCACUUGCGUGACCUUCAUCUUCUUUGUCACUGAGUCAAGCCUCAGCUGAUGAAACGUCUCUCUCUAAGCCUACCUCAGAUUUUGUCUUGCCUCAUACACAGGGUUUUUCUUUCAAGGUACUGCUGUAGAUUUUUGGGUUUAAAUUUUUAUCAGAUCCAAGUAGCUUCCACCACCUAAAAAAUGUCAUGUUGCUAGUCUAACGUAGGAAAAGCUUAUUUCGGUGACAGUUCACUGAGGUUGCUGAGCCUUCCAUUGGCUUCAUUUUUGAUAGCAUACCUUAGUAAUGGCAGCUCCUUUCAUUUUUUGUUUUUGUUUCUUUUUUGUACAAUGUUUUGUUUUCAAAAUGACUGAAUAGGGCUGGGCGAUAUGACCUAAAAAUAAAAUCAAGGCGACGAACAAAAGACCGAGAAAGGACAAAACAAGUUUAACACUGCCCUGCCUUUGACGGCGUUAGAUGGCUAAUUCAUUUUUGACUGGAAGGGGUGAAUGAACAAAUGUUUGAAUGUCAAUUCCUUCCUUCACCCCUCCCAGUCAAAAUGGGAUGCGCUUUCACAGGCAGACUUCCCAGUAUAAAUGAAUUGGAUUUCUAUUGUUCUUAAUGGCAGGCAAUGAAUUAAAUAUUAUGAAAUUGAAAAGUUGAAAUUGAAAAUAAUAUUUCAGAGGGUUUUGUCUAUGAACAUGUUUAUUUAUUUAUAAUUUUAUUCAUAAAAAAUGUAUAAAAACAAAUAGUGAUAAUUUUUAAAAUAAAAAAUGAAAUUAUAACAGAUCUGACAUCCACAUAUAUGUACAUCACUUCAGAGGUGGGUAGAGCAGCCAAAAAAUUUACUCAAGUAAGAGUAGCGUUACUUAAAAAUGAUAUUACUCGAAAAAAGUAAGAGUAGUUGUCCAAAAAAUUUACACAAGUACACGUAAAAAGUAUUUGGUGAAAAGAAUACUCAAGUAAUGAGUAACAUUAUGAGAAACUGCUUAUAUUUUUGUUGAUUUUUUUCUUUAAACAAUGUUUUUUUUUUUUUUUCCUGAGCACAAAAUUAUCUAUACAAACUAUUGUUAUAAUAAUAAUGAACAAUAACCCAUUACAUAACCACAUUUAGACAAAGAAAUUAGGGCUGUCAAACGAUUAAAAUUUUUAAUCGAGUUAAUUACAGCUUAAAAAUUAAUUAAUCGUAAUUAAUCGCAAUUCAAACCAUCUAUAAAAUAUGCCAUAUUUUUCUGUGAAUUAUAUAUAUAUUCUGUAAAAUAAAUUGUUGCAAUGGAAAGAUAAGACACAAGAUGGAUAUAUACAUUCAACAUACGAUACAUAAGGACUGUAGUGGGCAUUUCACUGUACUGUCAUUUAAAUCUGGCUAUGCUGUCCUCACUCCGAAGCGUCUACUUUUUCCAAAGCUAGACAGCUAGUGAACGACGCCUUAAUAAUCAGACUUCUUCCUUUUUCAUCUGAUUUAUUAAUAAAAUGGCCUCAAACCAUUGUCCUCUUUAGACCGUUUACGUAAAACUACAAAAAAAAAAGUAAACAAGCAUUGCAUUAGCAACAACGUUAGCUUAGCACGCUAUACAGGUUGACUGAACAUAAACAAAAAGCGUCUCAUACAAAAAAUAUAACAUUUCGCUUAUUAACAUAAUAUGUACAUUCUUUACAACAACCAUACUUACGGACAAAUCUUUUCCAAGGAUCAUAUAAGCACAACAGAGACGUCGUGCAGCCAUAUUGAACUGGCAAGAAAAAAAUAAACCAUGUCGCAAAGCGACCACAAGAGUUCGCUGUUAGACAGCACAAAACGCCUUGCUGUAAAACUUACCAAAAUACUGUCUGAGAGGGACAUGUGCGUUAAUUGCGUCAAAUAUUUUAACGUGAUUAAUUUUAAAAAAUUAAUUACCACGCAUUAACACGUUAAUUUUGACAGCCCUAAAAGAAAUACAAAAAAAAAAAAAAAAUCAUUGAAUUCUGUCGAGAGAAAAAAAAAUUACAUUAAUGAACCACUAUUUGUCCAAAGCGCAUGAGUGCCCUCUGGUGAAGAAAAUAGUUCCUAGUUUGUAUCGUGAAGAGUUUCUUCAUAAUUACUAUUUUGAAUUUAAAAGGAUCAUAUCUCCGGUUUUCUGUGGUCAGUCGAUGCCAAAUAAAAACUGGGAGAGAGGUUAAAAUAUGCACUUUCGAGUCAUGUUGAUUGCAGCGCUCCUAAUCAAAUACUUCAUUUUUUAUGGUGCUUUAAAGACACCAUGUGAAUGAACAGGCUGGCGUGAAGAUAGAACGGCAAGCUUGGGUUUGACUGGUAAAAUGGAGUCAUGUGAUUAUUGUUGCGACAUCUCAUUGGUGAAAUUGGUAGAGCUACUUUUAGCAUCGCUGGCUAAAAAAUAAUGAAUCUAAUAUGUAGAAUGAAGAGGAAAGAUGUAACGACUCUUUUGUAGCCCAAAGUAGCGGAGUAAGAGUAGCGUUUUUUCGUCACAAAUCUUCUCAAUUAAAACAUAUACCUUGGUAAAACUACUCUUAGAAGUACAUUUAAAAGUUACUCAAGUAAAUGUAACGGACCUCUCACCUCUGCAUCACUUGUAUAAAAAAUGCUAACAUUGUGGCCUACAUGGCCCAAAAAUGUGUUGUCCAAAUAUGUGGAUGGCAGGUCUGUAAGGGGUUAAGAUUUAUUUAAAUAACCAAAAAUACUUUCAGUAAAAAAAAAAAAAAAAAGUUACAUGUUGAACUAAAGUAAUGUAAAUAAAUUGCAAACUUUCUGCCUUAAAAUUCUUUCUCUCCCACUAUUUUUGUUGUCAAGCCCCAAAUACAAAGUCAUAACUUGACGAAGAAAACAAUUACUAUUCUUGUGGAGUAAUAUAUUUAAGUGGUUGCGAGACUUCUUUUUUGGCAAAAAUCAACAACAAAAACUCAAUUAUUUUUUUAAUCAUCCACAAUAAAACAAACUGAUGAUGAACAAAUGAUUUAUCGCCCAGGCCUAUGACUGAAUUGUGUUGCCCCAUUAGCACUAUGCUUUAGAGGGAUGACAUUUUUUCCAUCUUUUGUGCUCAGCCCAUCCUUUCCAACGACGGAAACUACUCAAAAUCAUUCAUUGGAACUGUUGAAAUAAUCCGGUGCCUUUAUGAAAAAUGUCAUACAAGUGAAAUACUGCCUUAGCUGCCACGAGCUGUUCAAAUGACAUCAUCUUGUCAUUAGGGGAGAACUCUGAGGAUCAUCUUAGGAAUUGCUAAACAUUGGCAACUAUUUAAAAAAUUUGGUCCACCCUUAAAAUAAAUUACACAAGAAAUAAAUAUUUUGGUAUAUAUACAUUUUGAUACCCUGAAAUGUGUGUUUUCUACUCUAAAAUCAAAAUUUCUGCAACUUCAAACGUUUCAAAUUUGCUCUCUGCCUAUUUUAACCACUCAACACUUGACCUUUGCACAUACAGCUGAACCUCACCAAGAACAAAUUUUCCAGUAGUUUUUGUCCCGACUCACCUUACUUACUUUACUUUGAUAAAGGGCAGUCCAACUGCAGAUACACUUUUUGUGCCAUUCGUUAAAGCCCCUGGGCAUUGCAAUGUUACUUGUAGCACUUACUCAAUCCUCACUUGUGCCUUAUGCGUUCACAAGCCACAUUGUAAAUGUUUUCCGCAUGAUGCAGCCAACCACGGAGUGAAAAUCUUGAAAACGGUGCCUUUGUAGAAAUGUUUCCUUUUCUUUCUUACCAACAUCCUUUCAUCAAUUGGAUUACUUUCUCUUUCAUUGCCGUCAAAGACGAUAGACGUCCGGUCUUGUGGAUGAGUUUAUCACGAUUAGACGUCCGAUCCAUUUAAAGUCGGAAGGUUUCAUUCGCUGCUGCCUUCUCACUUAAAUAGAUCAGAUGUGUAUGUAUAUGUCAAUGGUAGCCCUGGAGUUAAGAAUCAGGGCGUCUUUUUUUCUUCUUCUUCUUUUUUUGUCGAUGGCCGUGACUGAAUUGAAAGUAGCACUUUGGGUGAAGCACAUAUAGACAGAAUUCAGUAAAAAAAAAGAAAAAAAACUACUUCUUUAAAAAAAUAAAUAAAUAAAAAUAAAAAGUGUUUGAAACAAGCCCAAAAGGCAGAGCACACAAAUAAAAGCAUUUUGCAUAUCAAUGAUUUUGAACACUUCUGUUUGUGUAUGUUUUGCAAGAAUUUUAAGCUUAAACUGCCUUAUCUUUUAAGAGUGCAAAAAAAAAAAAAAAAAAAUCUCCAGAACACCAAGGGAUGUCAGUAUAUUUUAGAUACUUGUGUACAAAGAGAGUACAACAAAACAAAUAGUGUUGUAUUUUAUAUAUAUAAUAGAACAUUUCAAUAUAGUGACAUGUCACUAAUAUAUUUAUUUACUAAUAUAUUUAUCCAUUUUGUCCAGGUUUGAAAGGGUGGUUUCUGUAUAGGCCAAUUUUUUUUUUUUUUCUGUAUGGAAGCUAACCAGUGCCAUCACAAAUGUAUCAACCUGUCAUUCCUUCAUUCCAAUUAUAUGCAAAUAAAUUAUUUUGAAAUAAAUUUUACGUCUGUGUUUUCCUGCCUGACAUUAUAUUUCAUGGUAAAAAUUUUAAACUGUGAUUAAUCACAUGGUCAUACAAACAAAGCCGUAAUAAGUUGAAAGGUAUGCAGUCAAAGGUUUUUUGAUACAUUGUCUCACAACUUUUGACUACAGGUAUAGACAAUACAGUAGUAAUAGUCAUACGCAAACCUGCCCUUACUUC